Messenger RNA from Colletotrichum tamarilloi, 1347 nucleotides. Its product is annotated as ABC transporter. Gene Ontology annotation, molecular function: ATP hydrolysis activity; ABC-type transporter activity; ATP binding. The transcript is spliced from 2 exons. The record is from RefSeq and is a predicted model, not a curated record. Gene Ontology annotation, biological process: transmembrane transport. Lineage: Eukaryota; Fungi; Ascomycota; Sordariomycetes; Glomerellales; Glomerellaceae. Gene Ontology annotation, cellular component: membrane. Bases 1 to 1347 code for a protein of 448 amino acids.
AUGUUUUACAGGUUCAGUCAGGACUUGUCUCACAUUGACCGAGAUCUUCCUACAGCGUUGUUCAUGACCUCAAUCGCUGUGCUUGAUUGCUUGGCAGGAGCUGUCCUGAUUGUCAUUGGUGCCAAAUAUCUUGCAGCUGUCAUCCCGUUCGCCUUGCCCGCUCUCUACUGCCUACAGGCUUUCUACCUCAGAACUUCUCGCCAGAUGCGAUUCCUCGAUCUUCAGGCGCAGGCUCCUCUUCUUACCAAGUUGAUCGAGACCAUCGAUGGCCUGUCAACCAUCCGCGCCUUCGGCUGGCAAACUGCCUUCCGAGAAACUUCACUUGAACUCUUGGAUGAAUCCCAACGGCCGUACUACCUGAUGUUUUGCAUCCAGCGCUGGCUCACUCUGGUUCUCGACAUUCUUGUCGGUGCUAUUGCAGUAUUGCUGGUCUCAAUGGCCAUGAUGAUACCGGACGCUACUAGCACCGGAGCCAUUGCCAUUGCGCUCUACAAUGUGCUCAACUUCAACCAAUCUCUGGCAACUCUGAUUACCUCUUGGACAGAGCUCGAAACAUCCCUAGGAGCAAUCUCGCGUUUGCGAACCUUCGUAUCUCGAACACCAAUCGAACCAACGGCUGAAGUGCUUGACAAAAUCCCACGCCAAUGGCCUGCACAGGGCCAGGUCGAGAUACAGAAUAUCACGGUAUCUUACUCCGCGGAAACGAGACCGGUACUCAAGGGAGUUUCGCUAUCUAUCCAGCCAGGAGAGAAGGUUGCCAUCUGCGGGCGUACAGGCAGUGGCAAAUCGACCCUCACUCUCUCUAUCUUCAAACUUCUUGGCCUCGAUGCAGGGAAAAUCGUGAUCGAUGGUGUUGACAUUGGCAGUGUUCCAAACGAUGUGCUCCGCCGAUCACUCAUCGCCAUCCCGCAGGAGCCGCUCCUCUUGCCCGGAAGCCUGCGCACGAAUCUGUUCCCCUUUAGCGACGACACAACCGCAGGCGAGGCGCCGUCCGAUGCUGACCUCAUAGAUGCCCUGACCACGGUCUCACUAUGGUCAGCCAUCUCCUUGAGUGGUGGUCUCGACACAGAUGUUUCCAACCUACCACUGUCCAAGGGCCAAAAGCAGCUGUUGUGUCUAGCCCGGGCUAUAGUCAGGAAGAAUUCUAGCAAGGUCCUGGUUCUUGAUGAAGCUACCAGUGCCGUCGAUCAAGAAACCGAAGACAUGAUGGCUAGGAUUAUCGAGAGCGAGUUCUUUGAUCAUACUAUCAUAUCUGUGGUUCAUCGUCCUCAGGCCCUCCGUGGCAUUGAUAAGAUUGUCACCUUGCAGGACGGCCGAGUAGUAAGCGUGGGGUCUGCAGAGAACUAG